AUGGAUCGCUCGGUGGUUCGACAAAAGGAACGAUACCAGCUCAGCUAUGAACUUCCCCAUCAAGCAUACAAAUCGCACGUAUAUCCCCGCCAAUCAUCCAAUGGCUCAACAGUCAUAAUUUAUGGGCACGAACAAGGAUUACGUCUCAUCUGGUACGCUGGAAAGCCUUUCAAGCCCAUCAAGAAAGACGGCCCGCCUCCGAAAGUCAAUGAGAUGUCGAAGCCCGACUGCAUGAUUAUUGAUUUGGACGAAGAAGACAACGAACCAGCAGCAGAACAAACACCUGCAGAACCUGCGGAAUUUGAAGAGGAAGAUGAGGAGGUUGAUCCUUCUGCGCCAUACCGGGACGUGAUUCGAUAUGUCGACAUACCAUUAGGAGUAGCGGCGUUACGGGUUGCGAUUCCACCGGUUCCAAGGGAUGUCGAACAGAUUCCUCCAGAAUCAUGGCCUGCAAUCUACCUUGAACGCAUUGUGAUCGCUGUCGCCUGCGCAGAUCUUACCAUUCGAAUCAUAUCUGCACCCAUCGAACCUCCUGCUCCAGAAAGUCAGGACAUUUCAAAGAUGGAUGUACAUACGCUGAAAAUCUUCGGUCCAAAUUCUCAUCAAGAAUUCAUAUCUGAUAUAGCAAUUACCCAUACGGCAAAUCUUUCAAGUGGCCAAGAAGAAGGCGAGGAGCGGUCACAAAUUCGACCCCAGACACGAUCACAAUCUCACCAGAAGUCUACCGAGUCAGAUACCCAGCGAUGGUCCCUGUUGGUGGCUUCUGUGUCAUGUACUGGGUCUGGAUUGCUGUUAGUCCAUCAACUCCCACUACAAAAUGACAACCAGAUCUCUACAAAUCCGGAGGAUUUUUUGCCCAUCAGGAGGCAAUACCUACGUUGCACAUCCAUGAGUGCGAAGCUGUCUUUCAAUCCUUGUUUCUAUCCCGCAGAGCGACAUUCCAGCCUCUUGAUCACCUUCACCGCAGCUUCAUGCGUCAAACUGUUUCAAAUAUUUCCAACAUACACUCUAGACCGCAGAGGUUCUUCUUCCACGGCCGAUUCAGCAUCGAGCAUUCGUUCAUCAAGAAUAUCGGGCAGCGAACGUGGAAAAUUCCUCAUGACAUUUUUACCUUCGUUCAUCCAAGACAGUGAGACCCUCGCCCAAAGAAGAAAAAGAGUCCUCGACGCUCAAUGGAUUGCCGGUGGUCGUGCCAUAAUAGCACUGCUUGAAGAUGGUGAAUGGGGAAUCUGGGAUCUCGAAGCAAUAGGGCCAACGUCUUCAGGUGCGGGUGGCAAUCUAAUCCGAGGUCAAGCAAACAUCUCCGGCAUACAAGGUGGAUCAAUAACAAAGUUUGCAAUACGAUCCAACAUUUUCCCUUCAGGAGAAACAAAGCAGAAAUCAUCAAAUUCCCAGACUCAGCCUGUCUCAGGCUCACUAGCUCCGAUGACACCAUCGACUCGCAAAAUUCGAUCGGAAGGUUUAUUCCAAGGGGCAAAACGAGAUGCAGUCGCAUCGAAACAUAACAACCAGUUUGGGACCAUCUUUGUUGGAGAACAUAUCACAAGGUUGCCGUACGAUAACCACGUCGUCCUCAGCUACGGGAGCGAGCACGUCUAUGUCCAUUCAAUUUUCUCAUUCUGGAAAUCCGAUGAAAAGCCUGUCCGACUACCUACCGUACAAUUAGGAAGUCAACAACAACGCUCUUUCAGCAUACUUCCAGUCCAGCACAACGAAGUGAAGCCCUCACCAGGUCUAUUUGGGGUAUCCUCUGCUCCCGCAUCCUGGACACCCAAUUUCCUGAUCCAAACCGAUCGCCGUCUAAUCCUGUCCGUGAACCCGUUAUCUGAACCCAUCUCUCGAAACGACACCGCGACGCAGACAUCUCUAUUGGAGACAUCAGGGCCUUCGAACCUCGUUGGCGAAAACUCUGAUCAAGCUCUCUUGGCCUCUGGCGAGUUGGAUGUUGAUGGGAUGGAUCGCAUCCUCACGGCCAUGGGCACUGGAGAUGCUGGCAGCGUUGCGUCGAAACCAAAGCCAAUGAAUCUGUUUGGUAAGAGCGUGGGACUCCGCAUUGACGACAACGACGAUGAAGAUGUUGGCAUGGCGUCGCCCACGCCCGCUAAAUUCUCAACCUUGAAGCACGGUAGUGGAGCUAGAUUUCGGACCGAUGCUCCAAUGCCGCAAAGACGGAUCUUUACUUGA
Messenger RNA from Rhinocladiella mackenziei CBS 650.93, 2184 nucleotides. RefSeq lists its product as uncharacterized. Lineage: Eukaryota; Fungi; Ascomycota; Eurotiomycetes; Chaetothyriales; Herpotrichiellaceae. The record is from RefSeq and is a predicted model, not a curated record. Bases 1 to 2184 code for a protein of 727 amino acids. The transcript has 2 exons.